Molecule: messenger RNA, 778 nt
Organism: Ceraceosorus guamensis
Lineage: Eukaryota; Fungi; Basidiomycota; Exobasidiomycetes; Ceraceosorales; Ceraceosoraceae
Exons: 1
Coding region: 85-342 (85 amino acids)
Source: RefSeq, a predicted model, not a curated record
AAAAGUCGGGGCCAGCGAACGGUGGGGGGGAGGGGGGGGUUCAGACGGUUCGCGAGCAGAGCAGAGCACGCACAGGACGAAAAGAUGUGGGUGCGCGCCGCGCGCGCUGCUCGUCUGCCCCCUUCCUUACCUCUUGCUCUCUUGCUUUUGUCUGAUGAAGCUUUGGCUUAUGAUUUGGGCUUCGGCAAGGGUUUUCGAGGCCAAGAGAGUUCAGAUUCGAAAGACUUGACGAGUCGGGUGGGGGUUGGGAAAGACAUUCGACUGGGGCAUCGGGAAGAAACUUCUUGCGCGCGCGACCCCGGGGGGUCAACGUUCGCCAUCUCGUACUGGUACACACAAUGAGCACGGCCUUCUAUCAGGUCGAUUGGGCGAAUUUUUACGGCAUUUGCCAAUGCUUCCCCCCCUCCCGCAACUAAAAUCUGAGGCGGGGGCAAUUUAUGACGUCGGAGUGGGGGAAAUUGCAUUUUUGUUGGUGGGAUUUUUCGUUCGUGCGCGGGAGCUUUCUUUUAUGGCCUUGAUACUUUGCACGCCAAGGGCUGGUUUGUUGGUGCUUUUUUUGCCGAGUGCGAGUGCGAUACAAGGCAGAACCGUGCACAUCCGUCCACGUUUACCUGCGCUGAGCUGCCAGGAGAAAGAUUUUGUCGACUUGCGAAUCGUCGAGACCUUGAGUCUGAGUCUGAGUCUGAGUCUGAGUCUGAGUCUGAGUCUGAGUCAAGAGUUUGAGUGUGCAGGUGUCCAACGUGCCACCGUUGCCAGUUGAGUCGUUAGUCUUGAGUGG